UGAAGGCAGUGACUUAUUACCAUUGUUGGUUGUUAUGGGCAGCAAUUACUCUCUACAUGGCUAACAACUGUUGCUCCAUUGAAACAGAGCCCAAGACCCUGAAUGAAGGACAACUUAACCGUGCCAGGGAAGUGGCUGCAGAUGUUGUUCAAAAUAUGGAACCAAAUGAAGCGUCAACUAUAUUCAAUGAGAAAUUAAUACUAAGCCCUCAAAUAAAGGAUCAAGAGCGAGAAAAGGAGGAAAAAGAACUUCACGAGCCUGUUGAGAAGGGUGACAUUAUUGAAAGACCUUGCCAAUGCUUGUGCCCUACUGCCAUUUUAGAAUCCCCAGAUCAAAUGAGUCUUAAGGAGCCCCUCUCAGCUCCAUUUUGAAACCAUCUUAUUGAUGAGAUGGUCUUGUAGAUAUGUGGUCUCUAGUUGUCAUAAUUCUUAUGUAUAAAUUAUAAUCAUAUUAUUGUGAGAUAAAGUGGUUAUAAUUUGCAAUAAAACUGUAUCUUUAUGGGGUGUGAGAAUUUUUCUAGGAGAUCUACAUUGGGCACCUUAAAAGGCAAUUAAUACUGAUAUAAAGGUGCUGCAACCAAAUCCUCUCUUUUUAUUUUUUUAUUUUAAGGUUGCUUUUGGCCUUCUAUGAAAAAGGCCGUAUUUUUUUUUA
This is a messenger RNA of Quercus lobata, 651 nucleotides long. RefSeq lists its product as uncharacterized. The transcript has 3 exons. Lineage: Eukaryota; Viridiplantae; Streptophyta; Magnoliopsida; Fagales; Fagaceae. The record is from RefSeq and is a predicted model, not a curated record. Bases 57 to 371 code for a protein of 104 amino acids.